AGCGAUGGCGCAUUGGGUGCCAUCGAUAGCGUGCAGUGCCUCCCGAAUUCAAUCGAUCAUUGCACUCCCUCCACAAGCGCGCCGGCCAACACCUUGCCGAUUCGACACCGAAUGAUGACGCUGUUUUGAUCGAAUAACAUCUCGCUUGGGCAAUCGUGUUUGACUCUCUCGUUCUCUGCUGAACCUGCGGCCUUUGCUAGGCAGAAACGAAAACAGUGAAAGAUUUCCUCAGCCUUGCUUGUGGCGGCAGUCCAUGUUCUUCCUCUUUUUUUUUUGGUUCGCUCAGAUGCAUCCGCACCGCCUACCGCUGGCUUGGAUCAGCACCAAAGGCGAUCUUCACGCGUCGCGCAGAGCACGGGCGGUGAGGUGGGUAGGCCACGCGAACCCUUUCAAAGUUCAUUCGGUCCCGUGUUGGGCGUGGCGGUGUCGUGGUGUCGCGUUCCAUCCCUCGCUUUCUCGAAGCGGGAAUGCCACCAGCAGAGCCAGUACGGCACUCAGCUGGUACAAAUGCAAGACGAGGGAAUCCUGUGCUGCGACCCUCGACUGGCCUUCCCCCCAAAACCUCUUGUUUGGUCUGAGCGGUACGCAUCACGCCUUUGCUCCUUCACAAGUAACAGCCUUGUCCUUCUCGCCGCCAGCGUCGACCGAUUUGACUCGGCGAGAAUUGCUGGAUCAGGUAAACGGUGCGAAUCCCAAUGAUGUGCAUAUCCUGGAGACCAGCCGCACUCCUGGCCCUUUCCCUGUGCCUUAUCGCCCCUUCAUCUCGCGCUUUGCCAUUCACGCGAGAGCCGAGUGGACUUGACGGGUUGCACGAGCUCCUCGAGCACUUGCCUCCUGCUCAGAGGCCUACACGUGCAGCGGUCCCAGCAGCGCCUCCUGCAGUGCAUUCUCACCCAGAGAUGUAAGUGUCUGCGAUCAGAGUAGAAUCGUCAAGACGCAUCUUCGAGAGCUCAUUAGGACCAUGACUG
This is a messenger RNA of Ceraceosorus guamensis, 968 nucleotides long. RefSeq lists its product as hypothetical. Bases 254 to 802 code for a protein of 182 amino acids. The record is from RefSeq and is a predicted model, not a curated record. The transcript has a single exon. Lineage: Eukaryota; Fungi; Basidiomycota; Exobasidiomycetes; Ceraceosorales; Ceraceosoraceae.